Molecule: messenger RNA, 1506 nt
Organism: Colletotrichum acutatum
Lineage: Eukaryota; Fungi; Ascomycota; Sordariomycetes; Glomerellales; Glomerellaceae
Product: Haloacid dehalogenase-like hydrolase-domain-containing protein
Exons: 4
Source: RefSeq, a predicted model, not a curated record
CGUCUUCCUGGAGAAUACCCUAUUUUCUUUAUGCGCUUCUAGUCCCUAAUCUUGGUCACCAUGGCUAAGUUGCAUCACUCGUCGCCUAUCCCAAUUUCCCAAAGCAUUAAUGGCGUACCCGAGCAGGGUGGUGGGAAUGGAAGACCUACUGCGUUGAUGCUGGACAUUGGCGGAGUUUUCUGCAACUUCUCCGCCGUCCCGGAUGCUCCAAUUCCAACGAAAGUAUUCAAGCGCGUUCUUGAAUCAUCUGAGUGGCACAGCUUGGAGGCAGGCAAGUCGACGGAAUCAGAGGUGUUUGCGGCCUUAAAGGAGAGAUUCGCACUUGCGGAGGGCGCCCUACAACAAACCAUCCAUGCAGUAUCGUCGACCUUGACACUCAACGAAGACUUUGUUGCAGCUAUCAGAAAUCUCAAAAAGGACUCGGGCGGCCAACUCCGCGUGAUUGCUGCGACCAACAUGUCUACCGAAAGCUAUGACAUAGUUCGCUCCAAGGUUGGAAGCUGGGAUAUCUUUGAUGAUGUCUACACUUCAGCCAGCCUGGGUGUACGAAAGCCGGAGCAAGACUUUUUUGAUCGAGCUCUCAAAGCUGCGGGGCUAGAUGCAAAAUCAACUGUGUUUGUUGACGAUCGACCGGAGAAUGUCAUCUGCGCCCAAUGCCGUGGGAUGCAAGGAGUCCUGUUUGAUAACACGGUUAGGGUGAUCCAGAAGCUGAACAACUUCUUUGGUGAUCCCGUUGAGCGUGGUAAAUCUUGGCUCCGAGCUCACGCAAAGGACAUGUGGUGUGUAUCCAACACUGGUGUUCAGAUUCGGGAGCAGUUUCAGCAGCUUCUUUUGUUGCAUUGGACGAAUGACUGGGGACUUGUCGAUAUCGCCCAACUGAAUCCCCCUUCAGGCCAAUGGAACUGCUUUUCUUACGGACCUCCAGUGCUGACAACAGAAGUCUUUCCCGAGGACCUCGACACUACCUCUAUCGCUCUUCUCACGCUUGAUGUUGAUUUCGAUGUCAAGCAGAAGGCUAUGGAUAAUAUUUUCCAAUUUCUGAAUCCAGACGGACUGGCAUAUUGUUACUUCGACCCAGGCAGGCCGAGGCUUGAUCCUUUUAUCUCAGCCAAUGUGCUGCGAGUUUUCUACGCCAGCGGACGAGGCAAUCAACUCCAGCCCGCGCUCCACUUCAUGGAGGAUAUGCUCCGCACAGGCGCUUUUGAGCAUGGAACUCGCUACUACCACCUGCCGGACUUCCUGCUCUACUAUCUCAGUGAACUAUGUUCCAAGAACCCUGAUGCCGAUGAACUUGAAAGCUUGCGUCAGCUACUCUGUCAGCGGUUGAAAGCGCGCAUGGGAUCUACAAACGAUGCGUCAAGUGUCGGGCUCCGUCUGCUUGCUUCGAACAACAUGCGCCUGACCAACACACCGGACAUAAAGGUCUUACUGGACUUGCAGAGAAGCGAUGGUAGCUGGAUGGGAUACUUGUAUCGGUAUGGGUUUUCUGGGAUUCUGAUUGGAAGC